Molecule: messenger RNA, 2571 nt
Organism: Haliotis rubra (blacklip abalone)
Lineage: Eukaryota; Metazoa; Mollusca; Gastropoda; Lepetellida; Haliotidae
Product: tripartite motif-containing protein 45-like
Exons: 1
Coding region: 632-2452 (606 amino acids)
Biological process (GO): positive regulation of DNA-templated transcription
Cellular component (GO): nucleoplasm; chromatin
Molecular function (GO): protein binding; ubiquitin-protein transferase activity; zinc ion binding
Source: RefSeq, a predicted model, not a curated record
AUAGCACACAAAACCUACAGUGCAUAAUCAAUAUCUGGAUGCAUGUCAGGAAAUGUACGACCAAACAUCUGUUGCAAUUUCAGAAAUUCAGAGUGUGACAAUUUACACAAGCGACUGCGAUGUAGAAGAAGGUGAGUGCUAAUUCUGACGUGGCAUAUUGGGGAGACGGAAAAUUCAUGACGGUUUAUCUUCUGAAGAGGAUUCUUGAGGUUGAUGAAGACUUUGAUUGUGAACUGAACUUACAAAACUCAUGUGGAUUUCGUAACAGAGGAUGUGAAAUUGUAUAUGAAUUCCUCCCACCACUGACUUGGUAUCUAUGUGUGAAGUCCCGAGACAAUCUGAGAUAAUCCAAGAUAUCAGAGUGACAUACGGAUACUGCCGAACAAUCUCACAAGUCAGAGUUACAUGAUAACUCCCAAGGACACAACACUACGAGUACCAUAGAUUUAUCUGUGAAUACAUCCUUGAACACUUUGACACUUUAAACACACUGUGACAGUGCUUUUACUUAAAAAUAUGUUUCUCUAACUGAAAAGUAUUGACAAACUCAAAACAAUUAUUCCUAAAAUGAGACGUCAGUGAAACUGACUGCAUCACAGAAUCUGUUGGUUUCCAUAGCAACAGUAGAAUCAUGCAGAACCCUAUACAAGAACUGCUGCAGUGUGCCGUGUGUCUGGGCACCGUUGCACACCCUCGUGUCCUCCCUUGCUUCCACUCCUUCUGUGAAUCCUGUCUCACCACUCACAUCAGGACCACUACUGGCGUAAGUAGGUUCAGGCCAAGAAAAUUCAACUGUCCCUCUUGCCGUAUUUCGACAGACCUGCCCCCUGGUGGGACGGAUGCCUUUCCCCAUGACUUCAGACUCAUCCAGUUCACCGACGCACUCAAGACGAUUGUCAACCUCAAGAAAGAAGGCUUGUGUGGUAUCUGUUGUACAGAGGAGUACUUCAGAAGCGCUCAACAGUUUUGUGCCGACUGUCAGAAGUACUUCUGCAAUGACUGUUCCCUGAAACACCGGGUGACUCCAGUCCUGAGUCAUCACUUUAUGCUGGAUCUCCCCGGGGAUGGUCAGGGUGCCGGACCAUCCUGCCACACUCAUCCCAAAGAACCGGCCAAGUAUGUUUGCAGUACCUGCACCUUCCCGGUGUGUGUCAUCUGUGUAAUGGGCCAACACAAGUUCCACAACAUCGCCCAUCUGAACCCAUCCAGCUCCCUCCAGCGCACCGAGCUCCACGACAGCAUGACCAACAUACGAGAACAGAUCUGGUCCACCCAUGAGACACUGUUCAACCUUACAUGUCUGGAGGGCAAACUCAAGGGGCUGUUUGAAGAGUCACGACUGCAGAUCAAAAAAAGAUCCCGGAAACUCAUCAACCGUAUCCUUGGUGAUGAAGGCCAGCUCCUGAAGGAACUGGAAGCCAUUUAUGACACAAAAUGCAGUGAAGUCUUCAAGAUGAAGGAGACGUGUCGAAAGAAGUUGUCAUCCUGUGAGACUCUCCAGUCGCAAAUAGGGACAUUGCUUCGUGCAGAUGAUAUUCAUGAACUGCUCAUUAAGUAUCCUACUCUGAGCGAAGAGCUGGAGAAGAUACGACAACCCUCUUAUCCCCUGAAUUCACAAACCCUGCUGACAUUUGUCAAGUUCAGACCUGGCCACUUCAAGCUUGGGAAGCUGUUGGAGGUGGAUGUGAAGGACGAAUCCAGGACUGUGGUCCCACAAGAGACAACUCUCGACACCAGCGACAGCAACUCUGGUGCAGAGCCUGAUACUAGGUCCUUCAUUCCAACAUCUCUAAGAUUUGUAGCUGAUACUGAUGAUCGUUUGGACUUGUCGGACGAUGAUGAGGCAUAUGACCAUGGCCUUCUACUGAGAACUGGACCAUCUGCAACCCCAGAUUUGAACCUGGAUCUCCCUUACAAAACACCUCUCCAGUUGAGGAGUGUGUUUGGCAGCUACGGGCGAUCAAUGGGAAAUAUGUGUCUUCCAUACAACAUUUGUUUCACCGCGGAUGAUAAACUGGUGGUUGCAGAGAACGGAAACAGACGACUCCAAGUGUUUGACAUUGAUGGGGAAUCUAUUGAAUUCAUUGGAAGUGGUGAGAUCAUACCUAGAUGUGUCACUCAAACACCAUCAGGUGACCUUGCUGUCACAGACGAACUUUCAAAAACCAUCAAGGUUUAUGACUUGGGGGGCAACCUAAAGUUGACUUUAAAUCCUGCUGGGGCAACAUUUCCCUUUGGAUUAGCCACUUCUCAUACAGGCCUCUUUAUCUUCACCGACAUGAUCUUCGAAAACGUCAGCAUCAUCACUGCAUCUGGAAUCCUCAAACGCCAGUUUGGAUCUCAUGGUUGUACACAAGAUCGAUUUGACAACCCAGGAUACAUUGCUGUCAGUCAGUACAGCAAAAUCUUCGUCUCGAUUCAAGCAAUCAUGCCAUCAAGGUGUUCGACAUGAAUGGAACUUUUCUGUACAAAUUUGGUAGCUAUGGUACCAAUGAUGGCAGACUAAGGUACCCCAAAGCUAUCUGCUUUGACAUCUUUGGCAACAUUUUCAUCGCAGACUCCGGGAAUGAC